Messenger RNA from Salvia splendens (bonfire salvia), 1677 nucleotides. Its product is annotated as protein WVD2-like 7. The transcript has 7 exons. NCBI's taxonomy places the organism in Eukaryota, Viridiplantae, Streptophyta, Magnoliopsida, Lamiales, Lamiaceae. Bases 154 to 1677 code for a protein of 507 amino acids. The record is from RefSeq and is a predicted model, not a curated record.
UCUCUGGUGGGCCUGCGGAAACCAUCUUCUACACACCACCGUCAUCAUUAUCUUCAGUUUGACUCUCUUCCAAGCCUUUCUUUGCACAAAUCUUAGGCGUUAACUGAGGCCCAUCUCAUCUUCUGUUCAUUUUUGCUCAGAUUAGUGUCAAAGAUGGAUGAUGAUUCUGCCAAAUCUGGUGCUAGAUUGGAAGUUUCGGUUUCAUUUGGUAGGUUUGAGAACGAUGCACUCUCAUGGGAGAAAUGGUCUUCUUUCUCCCCCAACAAGUAUUUGGAGGAAGUCGGGAGCUUAUCAACGCCAGGAUCGGUGGCACAGAAAAAGGCCUAUUUCGAAGCUCAUUACAAAAAGAUAGCAGCUAGGAAAGCUGAGGAGAUGGAGCAGGAUAACUCGAGGAGCCCUAUUAUCCCCAGUCCUUGUUUGUCCAGCAAGGAAGAUCAUAGUGAGAAUUCUUCUGAGAAUGGGGCUGAAUUCGGUUUGUUCAGUCACGGGAGAUUAGUUGAAAGAAUUACAGAGGAAGAAGCAUGUGCGGCUGCUUUGACAAAUGUUGUGAUUGCAGAUGAGGAGAUAAAUUGUAAUGCUAGAUCAUCCAAAGGGGAUGAGCAAGGAGCUUGUAUGAAUGGUUUGGUCGAAAAUGUUGCUUCAGAGGAGGAGAUGGGUGCUUCGGUGGAGCCAGGAAGCUCUGCAAUUCAAGAAGCUAAGGAUGAAACAAAUGUUGGUGUAGAUAAUUCUGAGUUGAAUGUUAGUAAAGAUGCAUUGUCGGUUGUGUUAGAGACGCCGCAGAAAGUUUCUCAGCGUAUCUUGGAAAGACCUCGAGAAAGUAAGAAUGUGUUGAAACAAUUGAGUGUGGUGAAAAAGGAAAAUCCGAAGUUGAAUACGCGGCAUGUACCUCAAAAGGUAACUCCAAUGAACAAGGAGAGAAACUCGUCCAUGACAAGAAAGAAAGUCAUUACACCUCCAACCAAACCAUUGCCAGCAACCACUCCUAGACACAUGAGGCCUACAUCGGUCUCAUCACCUAUAUCUGCCUCUCAAUUGAAAAAGAAGGUGAAUCAUUCGGCACCACCAAAAACGAAGAGUUCUCAGGUUGGACAAAGCAAGAAAGUAGCUCCCGCUCCCACCUCGAUGCACAUGUCUCUUAGCUUGGGUCCUGCAGAGUCUCUUGGUGCUCUCCCUAUGACCAGGAAGUCAUUGAUAAUGGAGAGCAUGGGGGAUAAGGAUAUUGUCAGACGAGCUUUCAAGACUUUCCAGAAUCGCACCAAUGGAUUUGCAACCGAUGAAAAACCAACCACAGUAAAACAUGGAGUAUCAUCUACUGCUCGUGAACCAAAGACGUCCAGUUAUCGCAUUCCUACAAAGGGGAAUGAAGGGCUGAGAAAGGAAGCUGAAAAGAGAACUAGUCAAAGGAUCCAGUCAGGAACGAGAUCAAAUCCUCUGUCUACUGGAUUGCAUAAAAGCACUGCACUGGAUAAGAAAAGUCCCACAACUCCCUCACCGGCUGCAGGGUUGAGAAGCGAUGAUAAAGCUGUGAAGCGUAAAGAGGUAUGUCCAACAAUCGUACCAUUUCUCAACAUGCAUGGAGGCAGCGUGGUUUCCGUCGGCAGCCUUGGACGUCGGAGAGUUUUUCUGAGUAGCUGUGAGGUUGACGCCUGCGCAUUGCUCGCGCCGUCCUGGUCUUAA